Molecule: messenger RNA, 1021 nt
Organism: Enhydra lutris kenyoni (northern sea otter)
Lineage: Eukaryota; Metazoa; Chordata; Mammalia; Carnivora; Mustelidae
Product: electron transfer flavoprotein regulatory factor 1
Exons: 3
Coding region: 135-407 (90 amino acids)
Biological process (GO): respiratory electron transport chain
Cellular component (GO): mitochondrion
Source: RefSeq, a predicted model, not a curated record
GACUGGCUGCCUAGCACCAACACCCGCCCCGCGUCGCUGUUGACAGACCCCGGAGUCGAAGCGGUCCGAGCGGUUUACGGCUGUGGAAUGCCGAAAAGUACGUUAUGUAUAAAAGUGGCUACUUUCCAUAAUAAAUGAAAAUGGCCAAUUCUUUAAGAGGAGAAGUACUGAAUCUUUAUAAAAAUCUGCUGUAUCUUGGACGAGACUAUCCAAAAGGAGCAGACUAUUUUAAAAGGCGUCUGAAGAAUGUUUUCCUAAAAAACAAAGAUGUGAAGGACCCAGAGAAGAUCAAAGAACUUAUUGGACGGGGUGAAUUUGUAAUGAAAGAGCUAGAAGCCUUAUACUUCCUUAGGAAAUACAGAGCGAUGAAACAACGCUAUUAUUCAGAUACCAACAAAACUAAUUGAUCUAUAUUACUAUAAUUUGGCUGGAAUUCAGUGCCAGCUCUUUAUGUACACCAGAUAUAACAGUAACUGCAACUUAAAAUGGCAAGAUAUACACAUUAUGUAAAAAAUACCUGAGCUGCCUUAAUGAACUAAAAUAAGCAACUUUGGUUCACAGAGCUUUAUCAGCAACCCUUUGUUAAUUUUUAUACAAAAUCAGCAAUAUAGCCAACUACCAAUUAAAAAUUAAUGAGUACCCAAUUUUGAAUGUACUUAAUUUCAACUUACUAAAUUUUUUACCUAUUACUCUUAGCCCCCUUUCUCCAUUUUACUGACAAGAGAAUGCCAUUUAAUGCAUUUAAGCAAAAUAAUUUCUUGCCCAUUAAUUUCCUGUAACUUUUGAAGGAGUACCACCUUAUUUUUGAACAUAUUUGGUACAUUAACAGCACACAUUCAAGGUUCACUGCAAAACAAAUAGCACAUGGUAUUGAUUUAAGUGCAGGUAUAGAAAUAGUAUGUGUGGAGUAAGAUUAUUUCUGAUCUUGAAGUAGGCUGCCAGUAACUGGCAUUAAAUACAUACCUAUUUAAUAACUUCCGUUAUUGGGGCGCCUAGGUGGGUCAGUGGGUUAAGCCUCUGC